Messenger RNA from Perca flavescens (yellow perch), 5640 nucleotides. Its product is annotated as neural cell adhesion molecule L1.1. NCBI's taxonomy places the organism in Eukaryota, Metazoa, Chordata, Actinopteri, Perciformes, Percidae. The coding region runs from base 105 to 3941 and encodes 1278 amino acids. The transcript has 27 exons. Gene Ontology annotation, biological process: cell-cell adhesion. The record is from RefSeq and is a predicted model, not a curated record. Gene Ontology annotation, molecular function: protein binding.
GAGACGGAGAGAGAGAGAGACAGAGAGACACCUGCAGAGAGGGUUGAAGUGUGUGUUUUGUGUGUGCCUGGUCGUGUGCGUCCCUCUGGAUGGGACAUUGAGAGAUGUGUGUGUCACAGCGUCAAUGGACGGGUUUCAGGGCACCGUGCCCCCCCGCCCUCCGCCUCCUCCUCCUCCUCACUCUGUCCUUGCUGUCGUCCAUGCCGCCGCUGGCUCAGGCUGCCAUCAACAUCCCCAAAGACUUCUCGCAGCCUCCGGUCCUGACACAGAAGCCGGUAUCACUCACUGCCUUUUCUACAGAAGACAUCAACCUGCCCUGUGAGGCCUCCGGGAACCCCACGCCCACUUUCCGCUGGGUGAAGGACGGCGAGGCGUUUGGCUCGGAGCGUACAGGGUCCGGGACGCUGCGAGCCGAAGACGAGGUUCCUCUCAGCUCGUAUGAAGGCUUGUACCGCUGCUACACCUCCAACAGCCUGGGCACCGCCGUGACGCAGAGCAUCCAGGUCAUCGUGGAGGCUCAGCCAGUUCUUCCUAAACAACAGAAAGUUCAUAAGAGCGGUAAGGAGGGAGAGAGCAUGAUGCUGACCUGCAACCCUCCAGAGAGCUCCACCCCUCCAAGCAUCCACUGGAUGGACAAGUGGAUGGUGCAUAUCAAGCAGAGUGACAGAGUGAUGGUCGGCCUCAACGGGAACCUUUACUUUUCUAAUCUUCUGAAGACCGACAGCAGAGACGACUACAUCUGCAACGCCCAGUACUUUGCAGCCAGAACUAUCCUCCCUGAUACCGCUGUCAGACUCACCGUGCUGCCCAGUAAUGAUGUGGUUCACGGCAGGAAGCCUCACCUCUUCCAUCCCGCGGGUUCCCACACCUCCCUGCUGGCCCUCAGAGGUCACAGCGUCAUCCUUGAAUGUAUCCCCAAAGGCCUACCGACUCCGAAGGUGGAAUGGACGAAGAAGGAUGGCCGGCUGGAGGAAACCAGCAGCCAGGAGGACCACUACGGCCGCCGGCUCCGCUUCGACAACAUCACAGAGGAAGAUGAUGGUGAAUACGAGUGCAGAGCCUUUAACGACCACGGCUCCACGUCACACCGCUUCAUGCUCAGUGUGGAAGCCUCUCCGUACUGGGUGAAGCAGCCAGAGAACCUGCUCUACUCUCCAGGAGAAACUGUUCGACUCGACUGUCAGGCUGAUGGCAUCCCGACCCCAUCUAUCACCUGGAGCAUCAAUGGCCAGCCAGUCACAGAGGUGGACGAUGAUCCCCGCCGCAGCGUGUCUGGCGGUGUGUUGAUCCUGAGAGACGUAGAAUUUGCCGACACGGCGGUGUAUCAGUGCGAGGCCGCCAACAAACACGGCUCCAUCCUACUCAACACCCACCUCUACGUCGUGGAGCUCCCUCCUCAGAUCCUGUCGUCUGAUGGAGUCGUGUACCGGGUCAUUGAGGGCGGAGACAUCGUGCUGUUGUGUGAAUCCUUCGGCUCGCCGCGACCACACAUCACAUGGGAGGGGAAGGACAGUCUCCCUCUGCUGUCUGACCCCCGUGUCUCGCUGCAGACUGACGGGACCAUCAGACUGUCCGGCGCCAGCCUCAGUGACAGCGGAGAGUACACCUGCUCCAUCACACUCACCGACAUCUCCAUCACCGCUCACCUGGAAGUCUUCAAUCGAACCGAGAUCCUGGCCAGACCGCAGGACGUCCGUGCACUCAGAGGAAGCAGCGCCCUGCUGGACUGUGACUUCUACAAAGACCCCCAGCUGCUCCAGUUCCAGAUCAAAUGGAGGAAAGAUGGAGAGGAGGUGCAGGAAUCGUCUCCAGAUGACAAACGCACUAUCUUUGGGAAUGGCACCUUAAAAGUGACAGACAUCCAAUCAGAUGAUGGUGGGGUUUAUUCCUGUGAGGUCAUCACUGACCUGGACAAUGUGAAGGCCAGCGGCUCCAUCACUGUCGUCGCCCGGCCGGACCCUCCUAAAGAUCUGUCUCUGUCUGAUGUUGAGGACCACCACCUCACUCUGCGCUGGAUCCCAGGAAACUCACACAACAGCCCCAUCAUAGAGUUCAUCGUGGAGGCCCGGGAGGAGCGACACACUGAGGAGGGGAAGUGGCUGUGGGAGGAGUGGAAGAGAGUUCCCAGGGAAUUCAACCACCUGGAGCUGACCCUCCAUCGUUUCUGCACUUACCGCUUCAGGGUCACCGCCAUCAACGAGCUGGGCCACAGCGACCCCAGCGAGCCCUCACAGACAUACGAAACGCCGCCAGGUGUUCCUGAUAGUAACCCGACGGGUGUGCGCAGUGAGUCCACAGACCCAAAGACUCUGAUCAUUACCUGGGAUGAGAUGGACAAGCGCUUACAUAACAGCCACGGCUUCCUGUACAAGGUGUUCUGGAGGAAGGCUGAUAGUGUACACUGGAACCACCAAGACGUAACGUCUCCGCCGUUCAGGGUAAACAACACAGGAACGUACACACCGUUUGAGAUCAAAGUCCAGGCUGUCAACUCUCUCGGAGAAGGACCGGCACCGGAGCCGGAGAUCGGACACUCUGGAGAGGAAGAGCCGGCGGAAGCGCCGACUGGAGUCACAACGACCGUGAUGAACAGCACGGUCCGAGUCAAGUGGAACGAAGCCCAGAACGUCCGAGGUCUGCUGCAGGGAUACAAGAUCUACAUCAGGAGGUUGGGUCCACAUGGGGGUCGGGGCCGCAGGUCCCUGGGAAACCUGCACAAGGAGAGACAGAAGGAGGAAAGAUCUGAGCGAGGGAUGGACAGAAACAGGGAGAGUCGGGUGAUGGUGGUCCACGGCACAAAGACCUCAGAGGAAGUAUCUGGGCUGCAGCUGUUCUCUCGCUACGAGUUGUAUGUCACGGCCUUUAACAGCAAAGGAGAGGGUCCUCCCUCCUCCCCACACCACUUCAGCACCCCCGAGGGAGCACCGGGUCCUCCUGCAUCGUUGAGUUUCGAGAGUCCUUCAGAUAAAUCCCUGAUUCUGUACUGGACUCCUCCAGAAGAAACUAAUGGGCUCCUGCUGGGAUAUGUGGUGCAGUAUCGACAGGAGGUGGAGAGCACGCUGCAGAUGCAGAUGAUCAGCGAUCCCAGUGUGACUCACAUUGAGUUGGACUCUCUGGACCCCAGCAGCCAUUACAUCUUCAAAGUGAUCGCACGCACAGCCGCCGGAGACGGACCGCCCAUCACACGGAGGGGCGCCACCCUGCUGGACGGAGUCCCUCCGUCCAACAUCACCAUCGUUUCCAGCAACACGUCCCUCAACCUGAGCUGGGUUCCUGGAGACAGAGAAAGGAACCACGGCUUCGUCAUCCGCUACCUCCGGAAGAGUUCCGGGGCUCAGUGGGAGGAGUCAGAGGUGGUGAACUCCACGCAGGCUUUCUAUUCGCUGACAGGCCUCCAACCAGGAUCUCAGUACCACCUGAUGAUCAAACACGGGAACGACACUCAGUGGGAAGACGUGAUGUGGACCAUCGGACCAGUGCCGUCGGAGAUGCCUGGGGGGUUCGCCACUCAGGGCUGGUUAAUCGGACUGAUCAGCGCCAUCGUGCUGCUGGUGCUGAUCCUGCUCAUCCUCUGCCUCAUCAAACGCAGCAAGGGAGGCAAAUACGCAGUGAAGGACAAAGAAGAGAAGGAGGUGGACUCUGAAGCUCGGCCAAUGAAAGAUGAGACCUUCGGAGAGUACAGCGAUGUGGAUGAGAAGCGCUCGGACAGCCAGCCGUCUCUCUGUGCCGAGAGCAAGCUGGGCAGCGACGACUCUCUGGCCGAGUACGGAGACAGCGUGGACAUCCAGUUCAACGAGGAUGGCUCCUUCAUCGGCCAGUACAGUGGCCGUGGGCCCGUUCCCCACGGCAACGAGAGCUCUGGCCCCGCCUCCCCCAUCACCGCUGUCCCGCCUCCGCCCAUUGCUCCGUCCAUGUCAAGCAUCCUCAACCGACCCAGCUAGAAACACACACACACACACACACCACACAUUUAGUACACACAGACACACACACACUCAUUACACACACAGACACACACUGCCUGCAACAAAACACACUGUCUGAAUACAUUCCACAGGUUUAUGCAGUGACGAUGUUUACAGGAUGUCUCAGAUUUUCUACUCAGAGUUUACACACACACACACACACACACACACACACACACACUCUUCGAGGACGGAGGACAGGAGCACCAGCUGUUUGAACUGGUUAGAGCAGAACAGCAGAAACGAGUUCUUAUGUAAAGAUCAGUCACUUAAUAAAUCCAUAAGUAACUUACUAAAUAAGUAACUGACAGUAACCUUCACUUACCUACUAAAUAAAUCAGUUACUGCUGAAUAACAGAACACUUCCUGCUUUGAAAAUAAAAACUUGACACAUUUGGAGCUAAAAGUUAAAAGCAAAACAUCAGCGGGGAAUACGUGACGAUAAAGUGGAUAUUACUAAAGGUUAUUAAGCGUUAUGACGGAUCUUUGGCUGAAAGCUGAAGCUGCCGUUAUUGGACGUCGAUGCAGAUGUUACCUGGUAAGGCUUUAGUUACUGAUUCUGACUUUGUUCAACUAACAGCAGUCGACUUUAUGUAAGAGAGAGUUCCUUAUCAAGAUGUCACGCUGCGUCAGAUCACAGUUUAAAAUAUUUAACGUUAUUAAUCCCUAGUUGGAUGAGUUUCUGCUGGCAUAGUGCCGCCCGGUGGUUAUAGAAGGUAACUGCUCGGCUGGUCGAUGAAACCACCAAAGCCCAGUUCAGACCAUAGAUCGACAAAACUUGCAACUACUUGCAAGUCUCCGGUCUGCAGCAUUCUGAAAGCUGCCAGCUACCACCAAGGAGACGAGGCGAGACAAUGUAUCAUCUCCAUAGAAACCACAUCGUUUGGGGACUCGAGUUGAGCUGAGACGGGCCGGUUCAGACCGCUGCAACAUUUCUUAACGUUGUGAAGCAGUUUUGUCUCUUCGCAAAUCUUUGGUCUGAACUGGACUUCUAACAAACAGCUUUGCACAAACAGCUGGUAAAUCCGUCCGGAGAGGAAGAUGAUAGCUGAUGAAGAGUGAGGAAGUUCAUCUUGUCUGACCAAAUGUCUUGUACAAACAUUUAUUCUGUUUAAUGAACACAUCUAAAGUCCUACUCGUUGUUUUUAUAUCAGCAUCAACACUGUCGUUAUGUGUUUUACGUCUCCGCUCACCCCUUUGUGUCUUUGUGUCUUUGUGUCUUUGUGUUUUUGUGUCUUUGUGUCUUUGUGUCUUUGUGUCUUUGUGUCUUUGUCUAUCAACUGUUUGUGUCCAUGUGCAUGCGUCUGGGGAUGAUCUGCUAUUUAUUGCUACCAGAGCGGCUCCCAAACCUGACAUGCAUGCCCUCCCCGAGGAGCAUCUUUCAGUUAUUAUUCAGCGUCUGACUGUUACUGUGUGUGUGUGUGUGUGUGUGUGUGUGUGUGUGUGUGUCCACACUCUCCAUCUCUGCUCUGUAACUGCUGCGAUGGGAGAUCUGUUGCCUUAAGACAGUCCAGUCCUCUCCUUUGUCUUUCUGUACAUCCGUCCAUCAAUCAUCCAUUUCUCUUCCCAAUCUAUGGUGGCCCUGAGAGCUCAUUGCAAAGCAAACACAUGCACACAUAUGCAAAAACAUUCACACACAUACACACUGCAAGUACAUGCAUAAAACAUGCACACA